AUGGACAAGCUAGCACGGGAACCCCGACAUGGGCCUCAUUUCAAUGAACUCCGGCGGUUCCUUAGCCAAAUCCAAGCCCACAAACAAGCUUGGCCCUUCCUCUCUCCAGUCAACAAAGACGAAGUCCCGGAUUAUUACAAGGUCAUUGAAUCCCCAAUGGAUCUACCGACAAUGGAAGAAAGAUUGGAGAAUGAUUCGUAUUCUACCCCGAAAGCCCUUGUCGACGAUCUCAAGUUGAUCUUUCGCAAUUGUCGGCAGUAUAAUGAGGCAACAACGGUAUAUUCCAAGUGCGCAUCCAAGCUGGAGAAAUACAUGUAUUCUCUAAUCAAGGAGAUACCGGAGUGGUUCGACUUACUGGAGGAUUGA
Molecule: messenger RNA, 366 nt
Organism: Aspergillus piperis CBS 112811
Lineage: Eukaryota; Fungi; Ascomycota; Eurotiomycetes; Eurotiales; Aspergillaceae
Product: bromodomain-containing protein
Exons: 1
Coding region: 1-366 (121 amino acids)
Biological process (GO): chromatin remodeling; positive regulation of transcription by RNA polymerase II
Cellular component (GO): histone acetyltransferase complex
Molecular function (GO): histone H3 acetyltransferase activity; protein binding
Source: RefSeq, a predicted model, not a curated record